Molecule: messenger RNA, 1303 nt
Organism: Passer domesticus (house sparrow)
Lineage: Eukaryota; Metazoa; Chordata; Aves; Passeriformes; Passeridae
Gene: PTPA
Product: protein phosphatase 2 phosphatase activator
Exons: 10
Coding region: 127-1092 (321 amino acids)
Biological process (GO): mitotic spindle organization
Cellular component (GO): nucleus; protein phosphatase type 2A complex; cytoplasm
Molecular function (GO): protein tyrosine phosphatase activator activity; peptidyl-prolyl cis-trans isomerase activity
Source: RefSeq, a predicted model, not a curated record
CUCCGCGGUGCGACAGCCGCGGGAGCGGCGGGGCCGGGCGGCGUGCCCUGCUCAAAGAUGGCCGCCGGCGGCUUCGGCGUGCGCGGAGGUGGGAGGUGAGGGGCGGCCGGGCCGCGCUGCGGGAAGAUGGCAGAGAGCGAGCGGCGGACAGGCACCUCUGAGGAGGUGGCUCCUCCUGUCCAGCAGUGCUUCAUGGUCCCCAAAAAGGAGAUAAAUGUGGUUUCUGACAUGGCCAAGUGGAAGCGAUCUCAGGCAUAUGCAGACUACAUGGGCUUCAUCCUCACUCUGAAUGAAGGUGUCAGGGGCAAGAAGCUGACCUGUGAAUACAAAGUUUCAGAGCCCAUUGAAAAGCUGGUGGCUCUGCUGAACACCCUCGACAGAUGGAUCGAUGAAACCCCGCCGGUGGAUCAACCUUCUCGCUUUGGGAACAAAGCCUUCAGGACCUGGUAUGCCAAACUAGACCAGGAGGCAGAAAAGUUGGUGUCAGCAGUGAUUCCCAAGCAUUUGGCUGAUGCUGCCCCAGAAGUGGCUGUGUACCUGAAGGAAUCCGUGGGGAACUCCACCCGCAUUGACUAUGGCACAGGGCACGAAGCUGCAUUUGCAGCCUUUCUCUGCUGCCUCUGCAAAAUCGGUGUGCUCAGAGUGGAUGACCAGAUGGCCAUUGUCUUCAAAGUGUUUAACAGGUACCUGGAAGUGAUGCGAAAACUGCAGAAAACCUACAGGAUGGAACCUGCUGGCAGCCAGGGCGUGUGGGGCUUGGAUGACUUCCAAUUCCUGCCUUUCAUAUGGGGCAGUUCCCAGCUGAUAGACCAUCCAAGUCUGGAGCCUCGGCACUUUGUUGAUGAGAAGGUGGUGAAUGAAAACCAUAAGGAUUUCAUGUUCCUGGAGUGUAUCCUCUUCAUUACAGAGAUGAAGACAGGCCCCUUUGCCGAGCACUCCAACCAGCUCUGGAACAUCAGCGCCGUGCCCUCCUGGUCCAAGGUCAACCAGGGCCUCAUCCGCAUGUACAAGGCAGAGUGCCUGGAGAAGUUUCCUGUGAUCCAGCACUUUAAGUUCGGCAGCCUGCUCCCCAUCCAGCCUGUGACAUCUUAAGGAGAGCGCGGGAGGAGCCGAGGCAGCGGAGGCACAGCACGGCGCUCUUCCUCCUCCCCGCACCCCUCCUCACCACCCAGCCCAUCCAUUCCUGCACAUCCUCAUCGGCAACCACAGAUCCAAAGCACUCGCUGGCCUGGCACGGGAGAUGGGACCUGGAGCAGCUCGUCCUGCACGUCCCCACCCUGGGGACAUCUGGCCAGCGGCCGAG